Molecule: messenger RNA, 4024 nt
Organism: Photinus pyralis (common eastern firefly)
Lineage: Eukaryota; Metazoa; Arthropoda; Insecta; Coleoptera; Lampyridae
Gene: Eps-15
Product: epidermal growth factor receptor substrate 15-like 1
Exons: 17
Coding region: 59-2953 (964 amino acids)
Biological process (GO): endosomal transport; endocytosis
Cellular component (GO): plasma membrane; cytoplasm; clathrin coat of coated pit
Molecular function (GO): calcium ion binding; cadherin binding
Source: RefSeq, a predicted model, not a curated record
UGCUCCGUUGCAGAUAGGAAUUCGAAUCCUUGUUAUUGAUUGGUGCCGUCAUUGGACGAUGGAAAGAGAAUUAGCCAACCGACGAUUUUCAACAGUAUUCGAAAAGAUGGCUGCUUUGCCGUCUCCAACGCAGGUUGCCGGAAAUAAUAGUGCCAUAUAUGAAUCGUAUUAUAAUUUCGUUGAUCCCAAUGGAUUCGGUACCGUGGGUGCCAUGGAAGCGGCGCGCUUUCUCAAACGAUCUGGACUCAGUGAUGUAGUGCUUUCUCGUGUGUGGGACUUAUCUGAUCCGGGCGGACGCGGAUGUUUGGACAAGGCGGGAAUGUUCGUUGCGUUGAAAUUGGUCGCACUGGCUCAAGCAGGUCGCGAUAUUAAUUUGUCUAAUAUCAUGCUCGAUAUGCCUCCUCCAAAAAUGGGCGAUAUUCCACUUCCAAAACCUGUUAAACCUCCCCCUCCAAGCAAUACUCCUUUAAUUAGUUCUGUUCCUCCAACCGCUGGUGUUGAUUGGACAAUUAAACCGACGGAAAGGGAAAAAUAUGACAAGUUAUUUGAUUCUUUAAGACCCAUGAAUGGUUUGAUACCAGGCAAUAAAGUGAAGGGUGUUUUGAUGGAUUCCAAAUUACCAAUGGAUACAUUAGGAAAAAUUUGGGAUCUCGCCGAUCAAGAUAAAGAUGGCAUGCUUGAUCGGCACGAAUUUGUUGUGGCAAUGCAUCUAGUAUAUAAGGCGCUUGAAAAGCACGCAAUUCCAAAUAUUCUUCCUACCGAAUUAAUGCCACCUCCGAAAAGAAAAGAAUCCGUGUCUAUGACCACACCGAUUAUACCAAGAGGCAUUGAUGGAAUUAAACCUGAGGUACCUCCUCCGCCGCCAAAUAUCGAACCAAUAGUACCACCAAGUAGACCACCUCCUAUGCCGUCAACUACGGCUUCAGCGCCUGUCAUACCAUGGGUUGUUACUCCAGAUGAAAAAGCAAUAUCGGAUGCGCUAUUUAUUAAAAGCGAUAUUGAUAGGGAUGGUUUUGUCUCGGGCCAAGAAAUUAAGGAUGUAUUUUUACAGUCGGGUGUACCGCAAGCAAUACUAGCACACAUUUGGGCUUUAUGUGAUAUUAAACAAAGUGGUAAAUUGAAUAAUGAACAGUUUGCUUUGGCGAUGUGGUUCGUGGCACGUUGUCUUAAAGGGAUGGAUCCGCCCAUAGCACUUACGCCAGAAAUGGUGCCACCUAGUUUUAGAUCAUCUAAACAAUGUGAUGUCCUAGAAAAUAAUAAUACUCCAUAUUCAAAUCCGGAAUUGGAUAUGAUUAGUAAAGAUAUUGAAGAAUUAUCAAGAGAAAAACUUGCCUUAGAAGCAGAUAUUACCCAAAAAGAAGCUGAUAUUAAGAUAAAAAGUGGAGAGAUAAAAAGUUUACAGAGUGAAUUAGAUACACUAGCUGCCACUCUUAAACAAUUAGAAAACCAGAAGGGAGAAGCUCAAAAAAGGUUAAACGAUCUAAAGUUACAGUGGUCCGAAGUUGACAAGGAAAUGGAGGAGGUAAAUACUGAACUAGCCCAGCAAGAAGGAAAGGUUGACAAAUUGAGAACACAAGCGACUGAGCAAGCGGAAGCAGUUGCGACACAAGAAUCGGAACUGUCAAGUAAAAAACAGCAACUAGAAGGUCUCAGACAAGAAGAGCAAAGACUGGAAGAUCAGAAAAAUGAACAUGUAAAAAAGUUAGAUUCACUUGCGACGAAGCUGAGUGAUACACAACUUAAUAUUAGUCAAGCGAAAGCGAUGAUAACUCAACUAGAAGAACAAACUAGACAAAUGAAUGACGCAAUAACAACUUGUGAUUCUGCAAUAGAUGCUUCUGAUGUCGUCACCGUACCUGACACGGCACUUCGACUUGAACCUGAGUUUAGAGAUUCAAAAUAUAAUAAAAUUGGCCUCGUAAACGGCGACACAUCGCAACAAAACGGAUUCGAGGAGAAGCACGAUCCAUUUAAUGAACGAAGUAAUUCGACCACUACUUUUUCGACAUUUCAAGAUGAUCCAUUUAAAUCAGAUCCGUUUAAAAAUCAAGAUGCCUUUAGUAUAAACGAUUCUUUCAAUGCUGCCUUUACAAAGACUGAUGGAUUUUCAUCAGACCCGUUCAAUUCGUUUAAUGCCCCUGCUAAAACUGAUCCAUUUGUUGCUUUUGGAGAGGAAGGAGAGAGUAAUGUCCAAAAUACUGAAAAUUCGAAGGAUCCUUUUGGGUGUGAUCCGUUUGCCAUUUUACAUGCACCUACUAGAGAUAGCGCACCUCCUCCUAGACCUACUAGCCCUAGUCCCGCAUUGCCUCCUAAAAAAGGGAAACAACCUCCUCCCAGGCCUGCACCACCACGUCCCGCACCACCUGGCGCCAAACAGCAAGCGGACGAUUUUGGCUCUUCGGAUCCCUUUUCCUCAUCCGGUGGGGGAGGUUUUGCAAAUUUUGCAGAUUUUGACUCUAAGUUUUCUGAUAAACCGACCACAACCUCAAAUACAAGUUCAACAAACAAGACCCUGGAUUUCACAGAUGACCCCUUUCGAGACUAUCGAUACGAAGAUCCAUUCAAUAUUGCCUUCGACGACGAGCCUUCUGAUAUUGGUAAAAGCACUAGUAGUCUCGACGCCCGUAGUGUAUCAACCUCGAAUAUAUCUAAACCUUUGGAAAGUAAAUUUGAUCCGUUCGGAACAGAACAAUUAGAUGGUAGAAGUAGCCGGGGGGAGUCAUCCGGUUUAAGCGGACGUCAAUCCGCACCCUUGGCGACCUCCGAUGCGUUUUUGAAUUCCAGUGGCCGUGCUUCUGCUCCUUUGAAUCGAUUUUCGGAAAAGGAUCAAGUUGCAUGGGCCACUAAAGAGAGUAAAAAGAAUGAGGAUUUACGUAAGCAGAGACUAAUACAGGAACAAGCCGAUUUAGAAUUAGCUAUAGCGUUGAGUAAGGCUGAACAACAGAAAAAUUAGUUGGUGAGUGGUGAUGUAGAAAAACUAAAUUUAGCGGUAUUUGUUCGUGAACUUAAGUAAAUUAUGGCUUAUUCUGCAUUCGUUAUGCAAACUACACAUAUCCUUUAUUGCUAUAAUUUCUUACAUUUGGCAUUCGUUAACCAUAUAUUAUUAUGCACAAUCUUUUUAAAAUUUCUCAGGCCACAUAUCUUGGGAAGUGUGGAGAUUGAGUAUAGAAAUGGCAAUAAUGCAUCUGUACAUUUUUUAGUCUUAAGAAUCGUCUCGGUUUAAAUUUCAUCAUUAUUUGUAAUGCUCAUUCCGCCUGAUGCUAUUCUAAAUCUCCAUUCCAAAAUAUCGCUUUGAGUAGCUGUCUGUAUACAAUGGUCUUAAGUGUUAAUAUUGAACGGAAAAUCCAAACGAACACGGUAUUAUGAGAUAAUUCUGUAUUUUAAGUUCUUUACAUGUAAGACUACUUACUUUACCAAAGAUGAAAAAAUAACAAACAUCAGUUUAUACUUUUAAUCAAUAACCAACUGAACGUAACAUUUUGAAAGUUUUUUUUAUUGAAGUAGAUGUUGAUGUGUUACCAUUACAUUAUAAUCUACUUGAAUUGAUAUGGUUACUAAAGGCUAUUACAUAUCAGCGUUUUAAUUCUGUGCGUUACAAAUAUCUAUUGUUAUGUUUAGAUGUAGGGUUCUUCCUGUAGGUGUUGUAGAGUUUGAUCGUGUUGAAUGAUUGACAAGUUUUUAAUGAAUUUAAGGUAUAGUUUCAUUUAUUUUAUUACAGUACCUGGAGAGUAUGUGAAACACGUUUUUAAAACUAGUUUUGUAUUUAGCUUUACUAUAUUUCAUACUGUGGAUAUGUGAUAGCCAUAAUGUUUAUGAAGCAUUUCGAUGUAUAGGCGAAACAAGCAAAUAAUCUACAAAAUGCCUUGUCAGUAUUGAGAUAGGUUUUCUGUUAAGUUUCAAGUGAUUAGUUAGCGUGUUACAUAAUGUUUACUUUUUUAAUGUACAAAGGAUAUGUACAUAUAUUAAUGUUAAGUUGUAAAGUUAUGUAUUUAUUUGAAUAUAUCUUUUUUAUGUUUUGUUCUUA